AUGGGUCGCUUUCUUGGUCUCAGAGGCUCGAAGCUGAGCAUGGCCACAAUCAUAUUGGUUGUUGGUCCAGCGUAUUUUACCUUUGGUUAUAAUUUGGCUGUCGCUGGUGGGCUUCUCACUUUGGAGUCGUUUGUCAAGCAGUUUCCCCAAAUGGACACCAUUAAUACGACUGGAGCUCAGAAUAAACUGAACUCAAAUAUUCAAGGCGCCGUAUCUGCUCUAUUCACUGUUGGUGGUUUCUUGGGUGCCCUCUCUACCAUUCCUCUAGGAGAUCUACUCGGUCGUCGUCGCAUUAUUUUUCUUGGCUCGGCCUUUGUUGUAAUCGCGAGAUUGGUACAAGGUUGCGGCACUGGUGCCAUCACUGCCACUGUUCCUGUAUGGCAAUCGGAACUUUCAGGAUCAGCCCACAGAGGAUCUCACGUUGUCACAGAGGGACUUUUCAUUGCCGCGGGUAUUGCCGCCUCUCAGUGGAUUGAUCUUGGCUUCUUCUUUAUUGGCUCAUCUUCUGUAUCAUGGAGAGUGCCUCUUAUCAUCCAAGUUCCUUUGCCAAUCUUGGUCAUGAUCUUUGUCUUCUAUAUGCCAGAGUCCCCCCGAUGGCUUUUGCUGAAGAACCAUCAUAAGGAGGCACGUGAGAUUCUGAGCAUCCUUCGAGAUGAAGAUGAACAUUCGGCGGCAAUCCAAAGAGAAAUUGCAGAGGUCGAAACAUCACUUGAAAUGAUUGGGAGCGUCUCGCGAUGGGACGUGUUUAAGAUGGGUGAAAAGAGGAACUUUCAUCGUCUCAUGCUGGGAAUCGGAGGGCAAUCGUUCUCUCAACUUUGCGGAGUCAACUCGAUUACCUUUUAUGCAACAAUAAUCUUUCAACAACGCUUGAAGCUGGAUGCUAUCAAAGCAAGACUACUUGGUGGUGGUAUGACGACCAUUCAGAUUGUUGGAGCCCUGGCGGCUGUCCUGACAAUUGACCGCCUCGGCCGUCGAUCCCUGAUGCUUAUGAGCUCUGCCGGCAUGUGCAUCACAAUGGCUAUCAUCACGGGAACUACUUCAACCACCAACAACCAAACGGCACUGAUCGUAGCCGUUGUCUGUUUCUUCAUCUACAACAUGUCUUACACCUUCGGAUUUUUGGGUUUGACAUUUCUUUACUCCACUGAGGUUGCUCCUCCUCAUCUCCGCGCCAAGAUUAGCGGAUUUUCCAACUGCAUGACCUGGCUGAUGAACUUCGUCGUUGUUGAAGUUACACCUACUGGUUUCGACAAUAUUCAGUAUCAGUACUACAUAAUAUGGGCAGUCAUUAACUGCUUCAUAUUCACGACUGUUUUUUUCCUGUAUCCGGAAACAAAUGGCCGAACAUUAGAAGAGAUGGAUGAAGUUUUCAUGCUGUCAAACAAUAUUUUUGAGAGCCGCAAGAUUGCCACGAAUCUCUCCAAGAGAGAAGCCUCCGACCAUGAGUCAAUGACCGAAAAGGUCACUGCUCAGCAAGUCGAUGAAUUAAAGUAG
This is a messenger RNA of Trichoderma gamsii, 1494 nucleotides long. RefSeq lists its product as hypothetical. Gene Ontology annotation, cellular component: membrane. The coding region runs from base 1 to 1494 and encodes 497 amino acids. Gene Ontology annotation, molecular function: carbohydrate:proton symporter activity. Lineage: Eukaryota; Fungi; Ascomycota; Sordariomycetes; Hypocreales; Hypocreaceae. The record is from RefSeq and is a predicted model, not a curated record. Gene Ontology annotation, biological process: transmembrane transport; carbohydrate transport. The transcript is spliced from 3 exons.